AUGUUUAACUGGGCCAAGCAACAACUUGCAAAUGUCGCAGGUACUCCUGAACCGGUCUACGGACCUUCAGCAGUGAGAUCUGUUGCAAAGCAAGCCGAGACUACUCCAUACACCGAAGUGUCGAGGAAUCAUUUGAAAUGGGAUGCUAUGGACUCUACCUGCGUUGAGACGCAGAUCUUCUAUCUCUUCGCACCAACGGGACAUAUUGCUUGGGUACAAGUCAUCUACAGCAAUGUCGUUGGUAUAAAGACAACAUGCCAAUUCAAUACGAAGAUCUUCUAUCCUAAGAGCGAAAAGAAGGAGAAUCUAUUUUGCUCGGACCCACUCAAGGACAUCGAUUUUAAUGAAGACAAGACAAGCUUCUAUGCCGAGAACCUCGCUGUUGAGUUAUCUGAAGAUGGGAAGUCAUACACAAUCAAGUCCAUGGUCAAUGACAAAUCGAUCGUGAAUGUCACUAUUUCCCAAGAAUCUCCAGGUUACUUGGUCGGUGAGGAUGGAAAAACAUAUUAUGGCACAAAUCCAAAGGAACCAUGGGGGUUUAUCAAGCAUGCAUUCUGGCCGAGAAAUACCGUUGAGGGCUCGAUCGUGACCAAGGAUGGUCCAGUUGACUUCAAGGGCAAGGCCCUGUUCAUUCAUGCGAAUCAAGCUAUGAAACCCCACCACGCUGCUGGAAAAUGGACCUUUGCCGAUUUCCAGGGAGAUCAUUAUUCUGCUAUUAUGAUGGAAUACAUCACUCCCCCAUCCUAUGGCUCGACCAAGAUCACUCUUGGAGGCUUGGUGAAGGACGGAGAGAUUAUAUGUGCGAACGCUUCUGGCACUGUCACGCAUACGAAGACCAAGGGUGAUUCUGUGAAUGACUGGCCAGAACCAGAGUCAGCAAAAUUUGAAUGGAUUGGAAAGGCCAAGGAUGGAAAGGAUGUAUCAGCUGUUAUCGAUGGCCCCCUCGAUGAGAGACUGGAUCGUGUUGAUGUGAUGGCACAUGUCCCAGGAUUUGUGAAACAGAUUGUAGCUGCAUCUGCUGGAACUAAGCCGUACAUUUACCAGUAUUCACCAGGAAAGUCGUCUCUGAAGAUCAAGGUUGGAGACGAGGAAGUAGUUGAGGAGGGUGUUCUAUACGCAGAGGCAACCUUCAUCUGUGCGUAA
Molecule: messenger RNA, 1143 nt
Organism: Mollisia scopiformis
Lineage: Eukaryota; Fungi; Ascomycota; Leotiomycetes; Helotiales; Mollisiaceae
Product: survival factor 1
Exons: 3
Coding region: 1-1143 (380 amino acids)
Biological process (GO): response to oxidative stress
Cellular component (GO): cytoplasm
Source: RefSeq, a predicted model, not a curated record